CUGGCCUAAAUAACCCAACACGGCGGGAAAUCAGCAGGAAAGCUAACCUGAGGCAAACAGAUCGUCUUCAAUACCUACCUCUCCUGGGUUAAAUCCACUUUCACCUCCUGUUGAGUGCUUUAGUCCCAUGACCAAAGUGUUUACUGAGGAUUGGCUCAGAGCAGCUAUAAUAUCACUCCAAAACUAUGAUUAAUUGAGUGAUUAAAUGUUAAGUCAGGAUAUAUUAAAGAUGCCAAUAAAACCUGGACUCAAGUGUCACUAUGGACCAACUAACACUUUCCUCGUGGAAACAGCAAUAGGGUUGAUGGAGUUGGUAUGCUGUCCCAAGGGAGUUCACUCUCUCAGUCAGCUGUCUACAAUCACUGAUGCCAACUUCAAACCCAGGCCAGGACAGAAAGUGUGCGUGAAGUCCCAACUGUACCAGGAUAAUGGGUACACCUAUAAACCUGCCGUACAGUGUGUGGAAUGGCUGAGAGAUUACUUUUCUCCAGGCAGAAUUACCUCAGAGCCCCCUCGUCUCUGUAUCACGGGCGCCAAGGAGGGCUCAUUUACUGGAAAAGUAUGGAAGACCUUAGCGGAGAAAGUGACUUACGGUCAGACAAUAUCAUACCGAGACUUGGCCGUGCUGUGUGAGUGCCCGAAUGGCAGCCGUGCCAUCGGUCAGGCUAUGAGGUCUAACCCAUACCAGCUGAUCGUCCCAUGUCACAGAGUUAUACAGAGCUCAGGCAAACUAGGCAACUACAGCAGCGGUCAGAAAAACACAGUGAAAGAGUGGCUGCUCAAUCAUGAAGAGGCUAUUUGAAAACCUGUUUAUUCAUGAAUGUUUUUUUUUUCCACAAUGUAUUAAGGUGGAACUGAUAACUACAUGUCACCAAUAGUUCAUUAGGAGUGACAGGAUACAAAUAUCGCUGCUAAUUAUGUCAUUGUUUAUUUGAUUCAGUUAUCGCCAUGAAAGAUUCAUGUCAUAUAUGCAUCAACAUUUCUGGAAGGAUUGACUUCAUUGCAUUUGUUGGCAUGUUGCAGAUGUACCAGCUGUUUUGGUUAUCGUAGUGGUAAAUAGCUGUUACCUGUAUGUAAGUAGUCUCUAUGUGCAUACACUAUCCAAAAUACAGAACAUUGCCACUGCUAAUUUUUUUUCAGGAAUCUUAGUAUCAUCUUGAUGUAGCUAGUUGCCAGUAACAUUGAGAGUUGUGCUCAAAUAGCUUCUUGAAGACAGUGCAUACCUAGUAAAAAGAUUCCUUGUGAUAUCAGUCAGUUUUAAUAUUUGCUAAUUAGUAAUAAGACUCACCAAAAUUAUAUUUUUGAAAAUAGACAUGUACAUGUAAUGCAUAUUGUUUGAUAUUGGAAAUAAAUCUGGAUUGCUCGAGUACAAAUAUGUGAGGUGUAUAGUUAAAUAUGGUCAUCACACAGAGCAUAAUUGGGUACCAUGAUCAUGGGCUUAUACAAACUGAGGAAGGAUGCCACUCAGUGUGCCAUAUAUUGCCCAUUCUUUGUGCUGUAGUUGAUUGAUUUUGGAUAUCGCCAUUAAAUCCUUGAGUCUUGAUGGAGACAACAUUUAUAGAAAGUAAUGGACAUAGUAACAGGAAUCAGAAAUCAGUAUUAUACAUGUAUCUAUGACCGCUGUUUGAUCUGUGGACUUAAAUGAUUCUUAUACCUGUAUGAAUAUGCAUGUAAUUAUGACAGUGGUUAGAUAAGCAGAUGCUACUGUACAUGGAAUAUUAAAACACUGAGCACCAGAUCAUGUUAUUUCAACAUUACUGUUCAUUUAAGUUGCGCUAAGUAAAAUGUUACGGAAAUCUGAUACAUAUUGGUUAAUGU
This is a messenger RNA of Liolophura sinensis, 1818 nucleotides long. Its product is annotated as methylated-DNA--protein-cysteine methyltransferase-like. Gene Ontology annotation, molecular function: methylated-DNA-[protein]-cysteine S-methyltransferase activity. The transcript has 5 exons. The record is from RefSeq and is a predicted model, not a curated record. Gene Ontology annotation, cellular component: nucleoplasm. Gene Ontology annotation, biological process: DNA repair. Bases 206 to 802 code for a protein of 198 amino acids. Lineage: Eukaryota; Metazoa; Mollusca; Polyplacophora; Chitonida; Chitonidae.